Molecule: messenger RNA, 465 nt
Organism: Ustilaginoidea virens
Lineage: Eukaryota; Fungi; Ascomycota; Sordariomycetes; Hypocreales; Clavicipitaceae
Exons: 2
Coding region: 1-465 (154 amino acids)
Cellular component (GO): nucleus
Molecular function (GO): DNA binding
Source: RefSeq, a predicted model, not a curated record
AUGUCUGACUGGGAUCAAGUCACCAAGAUUGGGAGCAAGACCCGAGGCCCGGGAGCCUCAUCGCGCGAGACUGUGAUCCGUGGAAAGAGCGCGUUGAAUGCUGCUGCUCGAACCGGCUCCGUCAUCGCGACGGAGAAGAAAUUCUCGACUGCCAACGCUUCCGGAAGCGGCCCCGAGGGUCAGCGCCUGACCAAGGUCGACCGAUCGGACGAAAUCAUCAAGCCCAACACUGUGGGUAAGGUGGUUGGAGAGGCUAUCGCUUCUGCCAGACAAAAGAUGGAACCCAAGAUGACCCAAAAGGAUCUCGCCAACCGAUGCAACACCACGCAGGCCAUAGUUGCCGACCUCGAGCGGGGGACCGGUGCUCCCAACCAGAAGAUCCUGGGUGCGAUGGAGGGCAUCUUUGGAAUCAAGUUGCGAGGCAGUGACAUUGGAGCCCCCAAGUUUGCCAACAAGAAGAAGUAA